AUUAACGAAAAUGAAGAUCGGACGGAACCACUUUCGUAAAUUUGGUCUUGUUUAAGGUUGUCAAAAGUAAGGUUACAGGUCAGCUGUCAAUUUCACGUGUGUAGUGUUUAUUUCUUGUAUUUUUUUGUAAAUUAAGUUAUACGAGAGUGAAUUGUGUAAUAUCUAGUCAAUUUUUUACAAACAAAAUGACAAAUACGCAAGAAUCGGACAUAAAUCCUGAAGAAGAUUUGUACUAUUUCGAAACGGAUCACUUGGCUUUGAGAGGAAAUAAGGACUAUAGUGAGGUUCUUAAAAACUUGCUCAUUCUGUGUGCUCAGAGAAAACAAGCAAUAAAGGACUAUAACAAAGCAGUAGAAUUGAAGAAAGAAGCACUGGCAGACCCGGCCAAAGUCUUGGAGAAAAUUAUAAAAGGGGAGUCUUUGGGAAUGCCAGAUAUGCACCGCAUGCCUGAAUUGCCGGUUAUUGACUGGUCAAAGUACGAUAUUAAAAUCCCGGAGGAAAGUUUCAAAUUGAUUUAUUCAGACGGUUCUGAGACUGUUAAGAAAAAACCCGAAACGCCGAAAAAAGAAACGAAAAUUUCACAUGGGAAAUGGACAACAGAAGAGCAGAAACGUUUAGAAGAAUUGCUCCAAAUUUAUCCGCCUGAACCGGUUGAAAUGAGACGGUUUAAAAAAAUCGCUGAUGCUUUAGGUAAUCGAACAAUUCAGCAAGUCACGAGCCGAAUUCAGAAAUAUUUUGUGAAAUUGUACAAAGCUGGAUUGCCAAUUCCUGGCCGAAUUCCAAAAUCUGCCGAAAAACACAAAAGAACGUCAUUACAUAAGCACCAGCGUCACAAUCAUUAUUUAUGGAAACCUACAACUUUUUUCCCCGAUUUAUGUGUUCCUGUAGUAAUGAAUGACUUGGAUAAUGUUCCUGGACCUAGUUCGAAAAUUACAGAUGAGAUACAGCCUUCUACAAGUUCCAAUUAUCUCAUACCUUCGGUUUAUCACCAGGAGAGUGAGAUUUUGCCCCAAAAAAGUGACAGUGAGUUACAGCUGGAACUUUUAAAACGGAUACGAAAAGUUAAAAUUAGGGAGAAUGAGAGUGGGUCUAAUUUCCAACACGUGGGAUUUAAAUGUGAUUAUUGCAACGAUGAACCAAUAAUUGGCACCAGAUGGCAUUGUAACACUUGCAAAAAUGACUCAAUUGAUUUUUGUACAGACUGUGUUUUAACACAAAUUUAUUCCGAUAAUAGCCACCCUUUAAACCACAAUUUAAUCGCAUGUGGUGAUAGAGAAAUUGAAAGUGAUUCAGAGUCAAAUAGUGGCAGUUUGGAUCAAAAUAACGAAUCAAGUGAUGAAGAAAUGAGCGAUAUUUCGGAUAAUGUCAAGGACCAAGUGAUGGCAAACGGAAUGGACGAAAGCGAGAAAAUUGAUAAUAAAAAUCAAAGUGAAGAAAUGCCAAAGUUGGAGUUUGGUAAUUAUGGUAAUGACGAGUUUGUGGACGGACUUGGGUCCGAUUUGUUCAGCGAAAUUGAAAAUCUUUCAUACGAUUAUUUGCACUCGAAUUUGUUGCUUGAUAAGGAUUGAACGUUUUGUUGUUGAAGAUUUUAUUUAUUUAUUGCCUUUGUUUGUAUGUAAAUUUGUGAUUGCAAUGAAAAGUUUUUU
Molecule: messenger RNA, 1646 nt
Organism: Tribolium castaneum (red flour beetle)
Lineage: Eukaryota; Metazoa; Arthropoda; Insecta; Coleoptera; Tenebrionidae
Gene: Atac1
Product: Ada2a-containing complex component 1
Exons: 7
Coding region: 186-1568 (460 amino acids)
Molecular function (GO): zinc ion binding
Source: RefSeq, a predicted model, not a curated record